CGACUCGCGACGGCGGCCAGUUAACAGAACACGUCCACCCUUGACCACAUUCGCCUCAUGUCCCGGUUACUUCACGCGUUCAAUGCCUCGCUCAUCAAGAGGCCCAUGGUCACCCAGUGCGCAACCUCCUUCGUCCUCUUCGCCACCGGCGACAUCCUCGCCCAGCAGGCCUUUGAGAAAAAGGGCUCCAACCACGACUUCGCCCGAUCUGCGCGCGUCGCAUUCUACGGCGGCGCCAUCUUCGGCCCCAUCCUCACAAAGUGGCUCCAGCUCCUCAACCGCCUCCAGUUCACGUCCCCCACAAAGGCCGUCGCCUACAAGGUCUACCUCGACCAGUUCGUCUUCACCCCCGGCGUCGUCGCCAUGUUCUUCGGCAGCAUGACCCUCCUCGAGGGCAAGACCGUCAACGACGCCAAGGUCCGCAUCUCCGAGGCUUACGUGCCCACACUCAUCCGUAAUUGGGGCGUCUUCAUCCCCACCCAGAUCGUCAACUUUGCCCUCGUGCCCACCCACCUCCGCUUCGUCACCAUCGGCGUCGUCUCCCUCUUCUGGAAUGCGUACCUGAGCUCGGUGAACGCCAAGAAGCAGGCGCAGAUCUCCCCCGCCUACACUCCCGAGCACGAGAAGAAGAUCGCAGAGGUUGCGUAGAUCCUCGUCCGAGAAUAGCACUCGCGAAGACGGCUCACGCGAUGCGGGGUGCGGCGCAGGGAGCGAGGUAAAAUUUGGCUUAUAGCCUUGUAUCCAGCGGGCGAUCCGCGCUCUGCCCUGACCGGCGUACAAACUUCUGCUAGAUCUAGACUCUGCUUCUUGUGCAGACAUACCAUGUAAGAUACCAUUGCGUCGUGCCCAGAUAGACUUAUAAAUAGCAGCAUAAUAUGGC
Messenger RNA from Dichomitus squalens LYAD-421 SS1, 880 nucleotides. RefSeq lists its product as uncharacterized. The transcript has 8 exons. NCBI's taxonomy places the organism in Eukaryota, Fungi, Basidiomycota, Agaricomycetes, Polyporales, Polyporaceae. Gene Ontology annotation, cellular component: cytoplasm; membrane; mitochondrion. The coding region runs from base 58 to 648 and encodes 196 amino acids. The record is from RefSeq and is a predicted model, not a curated record.